Messenger RNA from Symbiodinium pilosum, 393 nucleotides. Lineage: Eukaryota; Dinophyceae; Suessiales; Symbiodiniaceae. The record is from the annotation of a GenBank genome assembly.
AUGAUUACACAAGUUCCCAGGGCUUCAGUUGCGCUGAUCUACUUGGCGGGUUUCUCACUGGUCAUCUUCAUCGUUUUUGUCGCGCCUGCGACGGCUGAGAAUGGGUACCCGUCCGAAGGAGUAGCCUUCAUGGGAUACAGCCUCAUUUUCGUAAUGAAGGCUUUCGUGGGCGAGCAGAGUCUCCGAAAGCAGUUCAAAGCCAGACAAGCCAUCGAGACGGCGAAGACGCGCAUCGAAGGGAUCUUGGAUUCCAUGAUGCCGAAGCUGGUUAUCAAUGAGCUGCAGCGAGCAUCUCACGAUGAUUCCCUGCCGUCUCAUCAUUAUUUUCGGGCGACCGUGGUGCAGUCUGACUUGGCUGGCUUCACGCGCAUGGCUGGUACGAAGUCUCCUGAG